Messenger RNA from Thamnophis elegans (Western terrestrial garter snake), 1341 nucleotides. Its product is annotated as enoyl-CoA hydratase domain-containing protein 3, mitochondrial-like. Lineage: Eukaryota; Metazoa; Chordata; Lepidosauria; Squamata; Natricidae. The transcript is spliced from 6 exons. Gene Ontology annotation, molecular function: hydro-lyase activity. Gene Ontology annotation, cellular component: mitochondrion. The record is from RefSeq and is a predicted model, not a curated record. The coding region runs from base 30 to 935 and encodes 301 amino acids.
CCCAUUGAGCAGCUCCCUCUCUACGAGCCAUGGCCGCUGCAGCCGCCCGCGGAGGGCUUUGCGGGGCGAAGCUGGCGCGGCUCGUCCUGGGCAGCCGGGCUGCUUCGACCGGCACCCCCGCAGCUCCAGCGCCCGAUGGGCAGCGCCAGCAGGAGCAGCAAGGGAAGCUCACCCGCGUGUGGCAGAGCGAAGGCAUCAGGAAUAUUGUCCUGAGCAACCCUGGGAAAAGGAAUGCGCUCUCUCUCGCCAUGCUGAAGUCCCUCCGUCAGGAUAUUUUGCAGGAUAUUGAGAGCAUGGAUCUGCGCGUCAUUAUCAUUUCAGCUGAAGGUCCUGUGUUCUCCUCUGGGCAUGACUUGAAGGAACUGACUCCAAAGGAAGACACAAAACAGCACAUGGACAUCUUCCAAACCUGUUCAGAGGUCAUGACCUUGCUUCCAAAGCUACCCGUGCCCGUGAUUGCCAAAGUAAAUGGCCUCGCCACAGCCGCCGGUUGCCAGCUGGUGGCCAGCUGUGACAUUGCCGUGGCCAGCGAGAAGUCCAAGUUCGCCACGCCUGGAGUGAACGUGGGCCUCUUCUGUUCGACGCCCGCAGUAGCCAUUGGAAGAUCCCUGCCUAAAAAGGUGGCACUGGAGCUCCUCUUCACCGGAGCACCCAUGACAGCCCAGGAUGCCCUUCUCCAUGGACUCAUCAGCCGAGUUGUACCCGAGGACCAGCUGGAAAGCGAGACCCUGAAAAUCGCCCACAAGAUUUGCCAAAGCAGCCGGGCCGUGUUAGCUCUGGGGAAGGCCACAUUUUACAAGCAGAUGGAACACGAUAUUAGCACGGCCUAUCAGAUAGCUUCCCAGGUCAUGGUGGACAACCUGGCUAUGAAGGACGGACAGGAAGGAAUCGAGGCUUUCAUCUCUAAACGCAAACCCAACUGGUUCCAUUCUUGAAAGAAACAUUUCCAAGAAACAUCUAGGCCAGUGUUUUUCAACAUGAAGAUGUGUGGACUUCAACUCCCAGAAUCCCCCGGCCAGACAGACAGAGAGAAUUCUGGGAGCUGAAGUCCACACAUCUUCACGUAGCCAUGGUUGAAAAACAUUUGAUUUAAGAUCUCUAAGAGCCUUUUAUUUGGUCAAUAAAACCAGUUUUGGGUUUCCCAAACCUGCUUUGAAUGUCCCAGGACUUUCAGCUUGUUUUACGGAAUCCCUUAUUGGCCUAUGAAUAUUGGUUUAAAAAGAUGGUUAUGAAUUUAAUGGUUACACGUUACUCUAUAACAGACUCUGAUUGAGGGUGCUAAGCCAUUGUUUGCCUAACCACAAUGUAAUAAAUAAACCACCAUAUCUGAAUGUACUAGUA